Molecule: messenger RNA, 1955 nt
Organism: Amborella trichopoda
Lineage: Eukaryota; Viridiplantae; Streptophyta; Magnoliopsida; Amborellales; Amborellaceae
Source: RefSeq, a predicted model, not a curated record
ACUAAUCUUCGCACCUUCUUCCAUUCUUUUUCAGCUGUUCUCAUCCAUGCGUGGUGCCAUUUUUUCUUCUACUCCACAAGAACAGGAGGAUGAGUCCACUACACAACCAGAUUCCACCAAUUCGAGCCCCAAAACCAAAGGAUUCAGAAGCCAUGAUGCAUUUCCUGAUGAUGAUCUGACAACCCAGAUUUUAGCCACCACAUCUAACCCCUCAGCUAAGUGCAAGCCUCCGAACUGCGCCGACAACCACCACAAUUUUGGGUCAGACUCCGUCAAAUCGUCCCCAGAAUCUGGACCAUUUUCUCCUGAAUCUACCAACCAAAUGCGUGCUCCGGUAGACAUAAAGCCCACAUACAAAGCUAUAGCCCCCUUGGCCGUAGCCAUGGCACCAUCCACCUUUGCCUUGGCCAUGAGACUUCCACUUAAAUCUAACCAGAUAUAUGUCUUAGCUGCACUACUGAAUAUUUACCUGGUCAUUUUUAUGAUAUCAGUGGAGCUUGUUGUUCUUAUAGUCUUCAUCCCCCAUUCCGUUACAGGCAUGGUGGUCAUGAAGGGCCUCCUAGGUCUUGGAAUAGGCCUUUUUGCCGUGGCUUUCCCACUUCAAGUGCUGCUUUCUCUGCCGCAUAACAUAUCCUGGCUCGUCGGCCUGCUUUGUGGGGUAGCUGUUUUCAUGGCUGCCUUCUUAUUCUAUCUCACUAUGAAGGUCCAAGGAGCUGCCAAAGAAGAGAGAGAGAAUAUAGAGGUAUGAGAGAGAGAGAGUUAGUGUGUGGGAGAGGGUGUUUCCAGCAUUAAGUUUUAUGUGAGUGCAGUGUGAAGACACUUGAUAGACUUUAUCAUCUGUGUUCUUCAUCUAUGUGUUCUAUAUGCUGGAGAGAGAGAGAGAAAGAGAGAGAGGGGGCGAGAGAGUGAGAGAGGUGUUUCCAGCUUUUAAGUGCUGUUUGAGUGCAGUGUGAAGACUCUUGAUAGACUUUAUCAUCCAUGUUUUACAUCUAUGUUUUCUAUAUGCUGGAGUGCUUAGAAUAAGUUGGACUGUUGGUUUGAGCACAGUGAAAUCUAUGAUUUCCUGGCUUCCAUGUGUGUUACUUUAUGUGUGUUGAAAUCUAUGAAUUCUUAGGUAUAUUGUCGAACUAUGCAAAUCUUUGUGUUUUGCUUCUUUUUAAUUUCUGCAUUAUUUUUCUCUCUUUUAAUAUUUUUCUCUUAUCCUCUUCAUAUCUUCUUAUGUUUGUAGUCUGUUACAGCAAAAGAGCAAUAAUUUCAAUAUUCUUAAAUGGAAUUAAGGCUCAUAUCAAGAGAUAAGCUCUCUGCACCCCCAACAAAUACUUGGACAUUGAUAUAAGAUUAAAGCCACCGAUUAAAUGCUACCAUGGGAACAUAUUGUUUGUACACUCCCUCCGGUAAAAUCAUAUUUAGAGUUAGGGUGACAAAAUACUCUCAAAUUUUAUGUAUGGUCAGAUCUGUGUAUUUAGUACUAAACUAGAUUGCAAAACGUAAGACCUGAAAUGAUCCUCGGAAGUAGCUCUUUUGCCCAAGUACUAGUGUAUAAUGUGCGGGAGCAUCCUAUACGCGCUAAAAAAUUAAUUGAAUGCCUCAUUUUCUCUUUUACGUCUCCAAAUUGCUUCCAGGUGCCUCAUCUACUGCCCCAACACUGCAAGGUUAGAAGAAACUCGACCACAGAUUCAUGGCUUUUCCUCAUUCUAUUUAUUAGUUUAUUAUGGGUGUGUUCCUUGAUGUAGAAAGGCUUUGCUCUGCUGGUUAUUUUUGAACUGCAGGAUCAAGAGCUGCAUCUGCAAUGUUCACAUUCAAAACCCUAGAUAUAACUGCAGUCCAGUUGUCCAAUUACCACUCUAACUUUAUAGCUCCCUGAGACUCUCACACUCUCUCUAAAACCCUCGGCGCCUAAGCUUCUCCCGAUAAAACUCAUCUAAACCCCUCUCUUUCUCUCUCUCUCUCUCUCU